UCCGGGCAUUUCCUCACUUUUCUUUUUUCGUCUCAUGCUGGGCUAUGUCUCACGGGCACAGCCACGGCGGGGGCAGCUGUUGCCAUGGCGACGAUCCUGAAGAGCCUCCCGAGCGGCGUGGCCAGGCCUGGGGCCUUUACUUGCGCAUUGACCGCGAGCGGUUGGAGUGCCUGAACGAGCGCAGGGAGGGCAGCGGGAAGCUCGUCUUCCGCGCCUGGGAAGACCGCGGCGAUCGCCAGCAGUUCGUUGAAAGUGAUGAUGAUGAAGAGCUUCUAUUUAAUAUUCCGUUUACAGGCAAUGUGAAGUUGAAAGGGAUAAUUGUGAUGGGAGAGGAUGGUGACACUCAUCCUUCAGAAAUGCGAUUGUUUAAGAAUGUCCCCCACAUGUCUUUCGAUGACGCUGCCAGAGAGCCUGAUCAAACGUUCAGCUUGAACCAUGAUGUUACAGGAGAACUGGAAUAUCCUACAAAAAUUGCUCGCUUCUCAAGCAUUCAUCAUCUCUCCAUCCACUUCUCAAAGAACUUUGGUGCUGAGACAACAAAGAUCUUUUACAUAGGCCUGAGGGGAGAAUGGACAGAGGCUCACCGCCACGAAGUGACCAUCUGCAACUACGAGGCAGCAGCGAACCCAGCUGACCACAGAAUUGAUCAGAUCACACCGCAGACGCACUUCAUUUCUUAACUUUGGAGGCUUGUUCUGUGCAACAGUUGUGCAAACUCAGAUCACUUGCGGCGACAAGGAGUGUCAUAGCUUUAAUUCUUUUCAUGCCCAAGUGUUUUUUUGGAAAAGCAGUGUGCCAAACGUUUGGUGAGCAUGUCAAAAGCGGUCUCCAUUGCAGCUGAAAGGACAAUCAGAGCAUAGAAGUUUGAAAGCACUGAGGAAAGAGGUCCUUGGUAGUCUGCACAGCAGUUGUCUUGACCACAGAAUAUCUCUUGGGCGGGAUGACCAUUUUCUCAGCAAUUAAACUGGCUGCUUAACUGCUGAUUAGUAUAUGUAAAGUGUGAGGCUGUGGGGCGAGAACACGGGAUCAUUUGCACAAUCUGGGGUUUGGUUCUGGCUUUGGAAUGUAAUUUACAAGGGGGAGAGGGGAGUGAGUGACUUUCUAGGUGGAAUCCUGGCAAACUUCCAAGUGCAUUAAUAUGACUUAAAACAGGCCAAUCAUGCCUCUGUAGGCAUUUAUUCAAUGGGUUUCUUGCGAACACUUUCAGUUGUUUGCCUAAAAUUUGGAGAGCUAAAAGUGUCUGUUCUGUAACUGAGGUGACUUACCUUUUUUUCUCCCCCUAAUAAAUAUGGCAAAGAACA
This is a messenger RNA of Eublepharis macularius, 1301 nucleotides long. It is a transcript of the gene PITHD1, whose product is annotated as PITH domain containing 1. Bases 45 to 680 code for a protein of 211 amino acids. Lineage: Eukaryota; Metazoa; Chordata; Lepidosauria; Squamata; Eublepharidae. Gene Ontology annotation, cellular component: nucleus. The transcript has 6 exons. The record is from RefSeq and is a predicted model, not a curated record.